UUAGAAUGGCGUGCUUCAACAUUUUAAUCGUUUUGUCAUGGGUUUUUGCUUUGACUUCUGCCCAACAAGAAGACCGCUGCAAAAAGGAACAUGGAGGACUUCGAACUACAAUCAAUGACUUGAUGCUGACAUAUAAAAAGGACAUUGGGCGUUUAGAAGCGCUCAUCCAGGCAAACAGCGCUAAAAAAGAGAAGGACAUUGCCGUAUUGCAAUUUGAAAAUGCUCAGCUGAAGAAAGAGAUGGAAUCGUUGAAACAGACGUCCACGCAAGGGUUCGCUCAAGGGAGGAACCGUAGGGCUCGUCGACAGGGUUCGGAAGGACCAGCGGCCUUCACUGCAUGUAUUGGGUCUGCCGAUCUGACCAAUCUUGGUAACCAUCACGUGAUUGUAUUCGACCACCUUCUCACAAACUAUGGCAACGCAUAUCACAAUACCACUGGCAUCUUCCGCGCGCCUUCUGACGGCGUCUACGCGUUCCAUCUGUCGGCAAUGUCUACAGCCCACCACGCUUUGUACCUGGAAAUCGUACAAGAUGGUCGAAGAAUCGACGAUGUCCUGUCCGAUGCCGGAUCAAGCUCAACUUACGCCAGCGUCGGUGAAAUGUGGACCCUAAAGCUACAGCGUGGGUCCGAGGUUUGGAUACGUGCAAGAGUUGCCCCUAACACAGUCGCUGACAUCCAUGGAUACUGUCAUACCAUGUUCUCGGGGUUUCAGCUGUUUGAAAUCGAAGGCAUGAACCUGAUUGGUUAAGCAUUACGUUUCAAUAAAGUGUCUGAAACCUG
Mya arenaria is the source of this 781-nucleotide messenger RNA. RefSeq lists its product as uncharacterized. NCBI's taxonomy places the organism in Eukaryota, Metazoa, Mollusca, Bivalvia, Myida, Myidae. The coding region runs from base 6 to 749 and encodes 247 amino acids. The transcript is spliced from 3 exons. The record is from RefSeq and is a predicted model, not a curated record. Gene Ontology annotation, molecular function: protein binding.